This is a messenger RNA of Balearica regulorum gibbericeps (East African grey crowned-crane), 1642 nucleotides long. NCBI's taxonomy places the organism in Eukaryota, Metazoa, Chordata, Aves, Gruiformes, Gruidae. The record is from RefSeq and is a predicted model, not a curated record.
AUGAAGCUCCUGCCCGUUGCCCUUCUCCUCCUGCUUCUCCUGACAACGCUCGAAGCCAGACCAAAACCUGCAGGUGAGUCCUGGCUGUGCAGGACAGGUCCCCUGGACAUUGUGUUUGUGAUCGACAGCUCCCGCAGCGUGCGCCCCUUUGAGUUUGAGACCAUGCGGCGGUUCAUGAUGGACAUCAUUGGCAACCUGGACGUGGGCCCCAACGCCACACGGGUGGGGGUGAUCCAGUACUCCAGCCAGGUGCAGAACAUCUUCUCCCUCAAGACCUUCUUCACACGGGCAGACAUGGAGAAGGCCAUCAACAGCAUCAUCCCACUGGCCCAGGGCACCAUGACGGGGCUGGCCAUCCAGUACGCUAUGAACGUGGCCUUCACCACGCAGGAGGGCGCGCGCCCUCUGCACAAGAAGAUCCCCCGCAUCGCCAUUAUCGUGACGGAUGGACGGCCCCAGGAUCGUGUCACUGAGGUGUCCACCCAGGCCCGGAACGCUGGCAUCGAGAUCUACGCUGUGGGCAUCCAGCGGGCAGACAUGAACUCGCUGCGGGCCAUGGCCUCGCCGCCGCUGGAGGAGCACGUCUUCCUGGUGGAGUCCUUUGAGCUCAUCCAGCAGUUCGGGAAGCAGUUCCAGGACAAGCUCUGCGGGGUGGACAUGUGCGUGGAGCAGGAGCAUGGCUGCCAGCACAGCUGCGUCAGCACCCCCGGCUCCUUCUACUGCGAGUGCAACCCGGGCUACAGGCUCAACGUGGAUGGAAAGACCUGUUCCCAGUGCGGGGCUGGGCAUGUCGACCUGGUGAUGGUGAUCGAUGGCUCCAAGAGCGUUCGUCCCCAAAACUUCGAGCUGGUGAAGCAGUUUGUGAACCGCAUCGUGGACCUGCUGGAGGUGUCCCCUCAUGGCACGCGGGUGGGGCUGGGGCAGUACUCCAGCCGCGUCCGCACCGAGUUCCCCCUCAACAAGUACCACAGCGCGGAUGAGAUCAAGAAGGCAGUGAUGGAGGUGGAGUACAUGGAGAAAGGCACCAUGACGGGCCUUGCCCUCAAGCACAUGGUGGAGCACAGCUUCUCUGAGCUGGAAGGUGCCAGACCUCUCUCCCACAACGUGCCCAGAAUUGGUCUCGUCUUCACGGACGGGCGCUCCCAGGAUGACAUCUCCGAAUGGGCCAGGAGAGCAAAGGAAUCAGGGAUCGUCAUGUUCGCCGUGGGCGUUGGCAAGGCUGUAGAAGAGGAGCUGAGAGCGAUCGCCUCUGACCCGGUGGAGCAGCACUUCUCCUACUCAGCAGACUUCACCACCAUGACCCACCUCGUGGAAAACUUCAAGCUGAACAUCUGCCCAGAGGAGGGCAAAGGGGAGAUGGAGAUCCGCAGCCCAUGUGAGUGCGAGGCGCUGGUGCAGUUCCAGACAAACACCGUGGCCAUCCUGCAGAGCCUGACCGAGAAAAUUGCUCAGAUGAUGGCCAGACUUGAAGACUUGGAAAAGCAGAUUGUCAACAAGAAGUGAUCCUUGCAGAGGGCUGCAGCGCUCGGAUGGGGCACAGGGACCUACAGUAGCUACAUGGCAUUGUUAUUGCUAGGUUAUUGUAAAGCAUCAGUGUUUGUUCUUGUAUCACAAAAUCCCAAGGGGGAUGUGGAGUGUGUUU